Messenger RNA from Abrus precatorius (Indian licorice), 2413 nucleotides. RefSeq names its product GTPase Der. Gene Ontology annotation, molecular function: GTP binding. Bases 143 to 2056 code for a protein of 637 amino acids. The transcript has 12 exons. NCBI's taxonomy places the organism in Eukaryota, Viridiplantae, Streptophyta, Magnoliopsida, Fabales, Fabaceae. The record is from RefSeq and is a predicted model, not a curated record. Gene Ontology annotation, cellular component: chloroplast.
AGAUUUUUCCCCGAUAUUUGUUAGAAACGUACCGAAUAAAAACUGUUAUGCAUGCGGCGAGGAAAAGGCAAAUUGGUGAGAGAACGAGAAUACAGAUAAAACCCGCCAAAUCUUUGAGAAUUGAGAUAUAGUAAGUUCACACAUGGCACGCGCUCUAACCCCUAUCUCUUACACUCUCACUAAAACCCUAAACCCCAUUUUUCCAUUUCACCACACCCUUCCCGUCUCCCAUUCAAUCCUUUGUUCGGUUUCUCACCCGAAGCUCACCUCAUUCCCUUACCGGAGCCUGUCACGCUCCGUCAUCCGGUUUAGCGCCGGCGAAUUCUCUGGCAGUGUCGACGAUGAAGAAGGAUCGGAGGAAUUGGAGGACCUUGAUGUCAUCGCGCUCGAGCAAGAAGCAAAGGACACAGUCCUAGCCUAUGCAAGCUCUCUGUCUCAAAUUCUGAGUCUUGAAGAUGGGGAGAAAAAUGGUCGCAAGGAAACAGCUCAAACCCGCAGGAGGAGUGCGCGUAGAACAAAAAAUAUUCCUGACAAUCUUCUCCCGAGGGUUGCAAUUGUUGGAAGGCCAAAUGUUGGCAAAUCAGCGCUAUUUAAUCGUCUUGUUGGGGGAAACCGGGCAAUUGUGGUGGAUGAACCUGGGGUUACCAGGGAUCGUUUAUAUGGUCGAUCAUAUUGGGGAGAGAGUGAAUUCAUGGUAGUGGACACAGGGGGGGUUCUCACUGUUUCAAAAUCACAAGAUAAUGUUAUGGAAGAGCUAGCUAUUACUACUACCGUUGGUAUGGAUGGUAUUCCACUUGCCGCUAGAGAGGCAGCUGUUGCCAGGAUGCCCUCAAUGAUUGAGAGACAAGCAACUGCAGCUAUGGAAGAAUCAUCUGUUAUUAUUUUCCUGGUUGAUGGUCAGGCAGGUCUAACAGCAGCUGAUGUGGAGAUUGCUGACUGGCUACGUAAAAACUACUCAGAUAAAUGUGUCCUUCUUGCAGUUAACAAGUGUGAAUCUCCACGAAAAAGAAUUAUGCAGGUGUCUGAAUUUUGGUCCCUUGGAUUUGAACCACUUCCAAUAUCAGCUAUCUCAGGGACUGGAACUGGAGAGCUUCUUGACCUUGUUUGUUCAGGGCUACAGAAAAUUGAGGAACCGAAUGAUCUUGAUGAAGAAGAAGAUUAUGUUCCUGCAAUUUCAAUUGUUGGUAGACCAAAUGUUGGCAAAAGUAGCAUUUUGAAUGCACUGGUUGGUGAGGACAGAACAAUAGUCAGCCCCAUCAGUGGCACUACUCGUGAUGCUAUUGAUACUGAAUUUACUGGACCAGAUGGCCAGAAGUUCCACCUUAUUGAUACUGCCGGAAUCAGGAAAAGAGCAGCCAUAGCUUCAGCUGGGAGUACAACAGAGGCUUUGUCAGUGAAUCGAGCAUUUCGUGCUAUUCGCUGUUCUGAUGUUGUAGCUCUUGUCAUUGAGGCCAUGGCCUGUAUCACAGAACAGGACUACAAGAUAGCUGAAAGGAUUGAAAAAGAAGGGAAAGGUUGUGUGAUAGUUGUAAACAAGUGGGAUACAAUACCAAAUAAAAACCAGCAGACUGCAUCAUACUAUGAGCAAGAUGUCAGGGAGAAGCUUCGUGCUCUUGACUGGGCUCCAAUUGUUUAUUCUACUGCUAUAGCUGGUCAUAGUGUUGACAAGAUUAUUGUGGCUGCUAGUGAAGUUGAAAAGGAGAGAUCAAGAAGACUCGGCACUUCUAUAUUGAAUCAAGUAGUGCAGGAAGCAGUAGCUUUCAAGCCUCCUCCCAGGACGCGUGGUCGAAAAAGAGGGCGUGUUUACUAUUGCACUCAGGCUGCUAUAAGGCCACCUACAUUUGUGUUCUUUGUCAAUGAUGCAAAACUUUUUCCUGAGACUUACCGGCGCUAUAUGGAGAAGCAACUGCGUUCAGAUGCAGGUUUUUCUGGUACCCCCAUUCGGCUUCUAUGGCGCAGCAGAAGGAAAAUAGGAAAAGAUGAAGGCAAAGCUGUAUCAAGGACCCAAGAUAAUCAUACGUCAAAUGAUCGAAAAUUGGUAUCAACCACACCAUAGGAUAAUAUAUUUAAUUACGGAAAACUAGCUGUUAUUCUGUGUGUUGGAAAAAUGAAGGGGAUUGUUGUCUAGGAUUACUUAAUUACUCAAAUGUUUGUGCUUCCUGAAAUCUAUGAAGCUUAGUAAAAGCCCCACAAGGACCAGAUGGGUGCCUGAAGUUAGGAUGAGAAUCUGUCAUUUACGGCGAUCGUCGAUCACUCUGCGAUUCUUACUAAUCAAUUUGUAUUUAUAGGGUUCUAGCACAUUCCAGUCAACAACUGCGUUGUACAUUUAUCUAUAGAAGUAGUUAGAGGAAAUGUAAGCUGUUGGAUUGCUAAUUCCGUGACUCUAUUCAAAUAUUUAAUUAGGAUGUUUUCC